This is a messenger RNA of Pogoniulus pusillus (Red-fronted tinkerbird), 3012 nucleotides long. It is a transcript of the gene GPBP1, whose product is annotated as GC-rich promoter binding protein 1. NCBI's taxonomy places the organism in Eukaryota, Metazoa, Chordata, Aves, Piciformes, Lybiidae. The record is from RefSeq and is a predicted model, not a curated record. The transcript is spliced from 13 exons. Gene Ontology annotation, molecular function: DNA binding; RNA binding. Gene Ontology annotation, cellular component: nucleus. Bases 1310 to 2716 code for a protein of 468 amino acids. Gene Ontology annotation, biological process: positive regulation of DNA-templated transcription; DNA-templated transcription.
CCCACAGGCCCCUCGGCGAGGCGGCGAGCUGUGGUGGCGGCUGCUGCGGGACCCCGCUAAGGAAGUCGAGGCGAGCACCCAGCAUGGGCCGGCAGCGUCCUUCCUAGUGCCCGCCGCGGUGCCGCAACAAAAGGCUGGUCGUGGCCUAGCGGCUGGGAUUCUCUGCUGGAGCGCUUGGCAUGCGCCUGCCCCGCGGCGGCGAGGUCUCCCCCGGGGCGCGCCGGGGUUUUCCCCAGGCGGCUUCCCCAGGCGGCUUGGAUUACAGAGUCCUGGAUGUUUGCAGCUUUUUUCUUCAGCUGGUAGGGAGGAAUACAGGUGGAAAUUGACCUGCAGCCAUUCCUUGUGAAAGGAAGAAGUGCCUCGUCCUGAAAAGGCUUCUGAAACAAUCUAUAGGCAUCUGAGAAGUGAAUUGGAAGUUUGAAGUCGUGAGCUUUUUCUCUAGCGGUGCUGAGCACCUCACCCUUGGAUGCUUUUGUCCACAUGGCAUGGAUACACGGCUACAUUUAUCAAGUUCUGAAAACCAGUUGCCAAAAUAAAUUGCUCCUGUGAUUUUAGAUAAAUAUUUUUAUUCCCAGCCUAGGUAGACAUUACUAAAAAGUUUCAUGGCAAAUAUUUUUCCUCUUACCUUAUUUUUUAGAUUUUCUGACAUAGAAUUCUGUCUUUUUGCAAUGAGUCCUAUUUUCUGAAUGAGGAAUCUAACAUAUAUUUUUUUAUCAUUUAUUCCUGUGAUUUAAUGGUUUUGUGGAAAAAUGUUGCCAGUAAGCAGUAUAGAGGUAUCCAGAUAGCUGUUGUUUACAAAUGUCACUGUUACCUGAAGGCAGGAAAUCCAUGGUUCAGACAUGAAAUUUGGAUUUUUUACUUCACAGUUUGUGGUGUGAAGUGUAUAUUUUGUCUGAAGCUGAUGCUUCUUAUAGUGGUAUGUACAUGGAAUAGACAGGAAAAUAAACUGUGAGGGGGGGAAAAAGAGUUUUUUACAUCUGAGAGUUGCCAAAUUUUGGAAAUACUCUUGCAUCUGUAAGCAAGAAGGAUGGGUAGCUGAUUUCUGUGAGAUCAAACCUAUGUCAAACAGCUGCAAAUGUAGUAUCAACAAGAACUUGGGAUAUUACCUCAAAGAAGACAAACUGGAAAAAUAUAAAUCACACAGUGCUGACACCUUGUGUGGUCCUCUUGAAUUAGGUUUGCAUUCAGCUGUAUUGUUACUGCCUCAAAGAAAAUUUAAGAUGGACAGAACAACUUAAUUCAAAAGUUAGUGGGACCUGCCAUGAGGUGCUAAGACCUCGUUUGUUUGAUUUGGAGAGACUGGACCUAAAUGGCGCAGCAUGACUUUGCUCCAUCCUGGCUUAGUUUUCCAACUCCACCAUCAGCAACAAAGUCAUCACCAAACUUUGAGAAACAUUCGGAAAAUUUUUUGUGGAUGAAGACUCCUUAUGAAGCAAAUCUCAGAAGGCACAGCUUUUCAGAUGGGUUUGAUCCUAACAUUGGACGGUCUAGUGGAGGGUAUUUUGGGAGAAAAGAGAGGAAUGGUUGGCGCUCACAAGGCAGAAGUGGUAUAGAAAAUAUACAUCAUCGUGGAGGAUACUAUGGUGGAUGUUCCCGUACUCGUACCAGCUCCUUCUACUGUGGAAAAAGUCAAGGAUUGUAUGAAAACUAUGCAUCUGAUGGUAGAACUGGGAAAAAGGAAGACAAAGAAGUAACCAAACAGUUUGCUGCUGAGGAUUUUCCGUCUUUGAAUCCCGAAUAUGAGAGGGAACGAAAGCAGAAUAAAUCUUCGGCUACAAGUGUGUGGGACUACCCUUUGAAUCCUAAAUCUAGAUCUCCAAGGAUGCUAGUAAUUAAAAAGGGCACUACGAAAGAAAUGCAGGUAUCUGGAUUCCCAGUAGCAGGAGGUCUUCAUUCUCAGACAACGAGGAUUGGAACUGGUGCAAGUGUUUACAAAGGAUUAGUCCCAAAGCUUGUCACUUCGCCUACAAAGCCCAAACAGUGGAAACUCCAAGCAAAAGAAAAUAAAUCUGGGAUACCAUUUCCUCAUAAGUCUGCAUAUGGUGUUGACAACUUCGGUCCUUUCAAAUCAACUGCCAAGGCACAGAAUUCAGUGAAAGAGUGUAAUUGGUCAAAUUCUUCAUCUGCCAUUGGCAAACUUGGUCAGCCUCGUUUAAGAAAAUUGACAAGAAUGCGAACUGAUAAGAAGAAUGAAUUUUUGAAAACAUUGAAACAAGUUAGAGUGGAAGAAAAACAUGAUAAUGAGAAUGAUGCUGGGCAAGAGAAGGAAAAGAAGCCCUUUAAUUUGUGUAACAGCAACAGUCCUUGUGGUGACAGAGAUAUAAACCGAAACUUGGAAAAUGAAGUUCUGCAGGAUAAUGGCAAUGCUUCAGUUACAUCCCAACAGGUUAUUCAAUCAUCAACUUUCCCCCAGACAGGUGUUCUUUCAAGCUCCCUUGAGGCAGAGCUUAGGUUAUUAAGGGAGAUGGGUUGGCAGGAAGACUGUGAAAAUGAUGAAGCAUUUGCUCCACUAACAGAGGAAGAGGUGAGAGAGUUCGAAGUCGUUUUGGAAAAGUUAAAACAAAAUGGUGGCCUUCGGAAAAAUAGUGUUUUGAAAAAUAGCUCCCUCGGUGAUUUUAAAUUUAGCUCCUGGAAAAACAGCACUUUCAAACCUGCCCUUGAGAAUGAGGAUUCUGAGACGAGCAGCAGCGACACGUCAGAUGAUGAUUAUAUAUAAACACUUCCACAAUGUCUGUAGUGGACCACUUUGAUUUCACAAAAUAUGGGGAUGUGUGGUCCAAAUAAAUUUUUCCUAUGUGUAUUAACAUACCCACUGGAGGAGAAUGAUGGGAGUUUUCCCUAAAGAAACCAAGCAAUGUCAUAGUGGGUGUGUUCUUUGUAAACAAUGUUGUAGGAGGUCUUGGGUUGACCCAGCAUAUGUUUUCUUCUCACUGAAGCAUUUCUGGCUAGCAGUGUGGCAAUGUAACAACUCAAGACUUCCACAUUUAAUAAUAAAAGCAAAGAACUGUGUAA